Molecule: messenger RNA, 1719 nt
Organism: Papilio machaon (common yellow swallowtail)
Lineage: Eukaryota; Metazoa; Arthropoda; Insecta; Lepidoptera; Papilionidae
Gene: Octalpha2R
Product: alpha-2Da adrenergic receptor
Exons: 6
Coding region: 34-1719 (561 amino acids)
Biological process (GO): adenylate cyclase-activating adrenergic receptor signaling pathway
Cellular component (GO): membrane
Molecular function (GO): G protein-coupled amine receptor activity
Source: RefSeq, a predicted model, not a curated record
AAAAUUGAAUAGAAAUAUAAUCAAUUAGUUAAAAUGGUUCCAAAUACAACAUUGUACGCUUCGAGGACAACUAUGAGUACUCAUGUGAACGGAACAUUGGGCUUCAAUACGUCAUUUCUUGUGCCGACAUAUAUAAGUCAAGAAGAAUUCUUUGCGCUGCAGAUGACGAACACAUCUGACGCAAACACGACUACAAACGAUACGAUAAUAAACCAAUUGAUAUUAGAGACUUGGUACCCAAGUGGUUAUUCACCAGCUCAUAUAAUAAUAGCAUCUGUGGUUGUGACAGUGUUAAUGAUUAUGGUGGUGGUUGGUAAUAUGUUGGUAAUCAUCGCGAUAGUGACAGAAAAAGCGUUAAAGAACAUACAAAAUUGGUUCAUAGCGUCAUUAGCUGUGUCAGACUUCUUCCUAGGGCUUGUGAUAAUGCCGUUCUCUUUAGCUAAUGAGCUGAUGGGUUACUGGAUUUUCGGUUUCUGGUGGUGUGAGAUACAUUCCGCGAUGGAUGUGCUGUUGUGUACCGCCUCUAUUAUGAAUCUGUGCCUCAUAUCGUUGGACCGCUAUUGGAGUAUAACUCAGGCGGUGGACUACCUAAAGAAGCGUACACCAGCGCGUGCGGCGCUCAUGAUAGCGGCUGUGUGGCUGAUGAGCGCGCUGGUAUGCAUUCCGCCGCUGCUCGGCUGGCGGGUUACCAGACCACCAGAGCAGUUCCCCCAGUGCAAGGUAUCAGACGACAUCGGGUACGUGAUAUACUCAGCACUGGGCAGCUUCUACAUCCCGUCCUGCAUUAUGGUGUUCGUCUACAUCAGGAUAUACUAUGCGGCGAAGGCUCGCGCCAGAAGAGGCAUUAGGAAAAACCCAAGGCCCAGGCCUAAUGAACAGCAGACAAGUUUUUCAAAUCCCAAAGGCACGCGGCCAAUGCCUACCUCAUCAUCUCUACACAUGCCAUCAGGUGUCGACACCAACAACUCUAAUAACAACAGGGAGGGUCAGAUAUCAACGAUAGAGACGCAGCAAGUGCCGAUCCCGACGGUGACGUGCGACUUCGCAUCAGACAUUUCUACGAGUGAGGCUGGUGACCCCGGACCACAGCAGGACGACAGGAAGGACACGCUCAAGGUGGUUACAUGCGCACAAGUGACAAGGAAUCCGCUUGCAGCGUGUCCUUACAGAAGUUCAACAUUAUCAGUCAACGGCGAGUUACAGCUUCAGCAGUCACAACGAGGCAGAGCACCAAGUAUGGCUAUAGAUACGGACAUGGUUUCAGAACUAGAACCAUCAUCUUCUGACUCUGGGGUAGCCACGCGGUGCGCUGUAGUAAAACCUUUAAAAUUAAGAAUAUGUCAACCGAUAUUCGGUAAAAAAUCAGAUUCAACAAGAAGGCAAGAGAAAUCACAGCCAACAAAAUCUGAACUAGAACCCGCGCUCCCAAAGCAACAUAAACCUAGAGACCCAGAGAGAGAGAAAAGAAGAUUAGCUAGAAAGAAAGAGAAGAGAGCUACUUUGAUAUUAGGUUUAAUAAUGGGUAGUUUUAUCGCUUGCUGGCUGCCUUUCUUCUUUCUUUAUAUCCUUAAAGCCGCGUGUAGAUGGUGUGUUAUACCAUCUAGUGCAUUUGCUAUCGCCUUUUGGUUAGGUUACAUGAACUCUGUAUUGAAUCCAGUUAUUUAUACUAUAUUUAAUAAGGAUUUCAGAAGAGCCUUCAGACGGAUACUGUUCAAGUGA